AUGCGUGUCGAGUCCACCAGAUAUUGUGAUCUCCGCGAAGGCUUGCUAUGCUGUUACGACUCCUUACGUGUCGUACUGCACUAUGCUCGCUGUCGGUCAGAAGUGACCGACGUUUUGCUUCCAGAAACAGAUUGCAUCAGGGAAAGUGUACUCAAGGUUCGCAGCAUUCCGACUCCAUUACAGUCUGCUUUCAAUCAGCUGGACUCCAUUACACGUGAGCCUUUAUCUUUCAGUACCUGUUCUGGCUUAUCUCAAGCGUUGGGUAUGCAGAUGAGAGAAAAUACGAGAUGCACCGCAAUUCCCAUUUCGCAUGUGAGCAAUCCUGCUUCGCCAAACACAGAACCAACGGAUCUAACUAUCACACAACCUCGAUUGGAUGAUACUAAGGAAGACAGCGCAAACAGUAGCAAUAGUAGUAUUGCCAUUGGAAUGAACUCUGAUGACGCCGAUGUGGUGAAUCACAAAGAAGCCCAUAGCCCACAGACAUUGACAACCAUUUCCAGCUCGAUCCUCGGAGCAGUCUCACCCACGGAAACUGCUAUGAUGAACAUCCACUUCCGUUCCAACUAUAAGGUGUGCCAAAAUUUGACGGCAUCGGAGAGGAUGGCAGCAGUCGUGGCGGCAGCGGCUGCAUUGAAUCGGCAACUUUGGGUUGAAAAGUCCAAAAUUACUAACGAAAAUCCAAUUGCCUCCUGCACUAAUUCGGUCAAAGUUGUAGAUUCAUUUUCUCGAUUCGCCGCACAGAAUACGGCGGCGUGCCCAUAUGAUCUAACGGUGAACAAACGAUCGGAUAAGCAAAGUCAAGGGAAUGUUUCUUCAGUAACUGUUUACAUGGAUCAAAGUAUAGACAAUGGUAGUAAUACCGUCACCGUUGGGAGCAAUACUGGAACGAACAGUAAUCAUUAUGUCGAAGCGAAUAGCUCUCUUCAGAUGGGUAUUGGUCCAUCAAUGCACUUCUUCCCCAGCCAUGAAGCGCUGUCUAUCUUCAGGCCAACUCUACAAUCCCGAGUUGAUAGCGGAUCGGAGAACGAUAUCCUGAUUGCAAAUGGAUCGUCUGUUGAGAAUUUACCAUUACAACUAACACCCACUGCGCGGGAUAGUUCAGACGGAACUGAUUCAAUCAAGGCGGAUGUGAACAACGAAAUAAACAGUGGACAAAAUGAUACAUCACCGACUUCAUUCUCUGGUAGCCCAAUUGAAGUAAAUCAACCUGUCGUUACGGCCGGUAGCAGCUACGGUUCCCGGACCAAGUCAAUUUUAUCUACGGGUGAACAUGUGUGUCCUCAUUGUUCGCGCAAAUUCACCCGGUCAGAUAUGUUGGUUCGACACAAACACGUGCACACUGGGGACAGACCGUUUGUGUGUGAAGUCUGUGACCAGAAAUUUAGUCGAUCAGAUCAUUUAUCCACACACCGACGGACACAUACUGGACAACGACCAUACAGUUGUGAACAAUGCACAUAUUCCGCCUGCCGUCGAGACAUGAUCACUCGGCACAUGCGCGUACAUCAGCGACAAUCACGCCAAGGUCACCUGAAAUAUCGGCGAACUCUCAAUAACGGUGAUCUGGCCGACCAAUCUUCUUCCAAAUUGACACUACUGAUGCAUCGAGAUAAAUCCAUAUUUCCUCGAGGAAUGACUCGAGUCGGUCGAAGCCGACGACUACGCACGUCGCAAUCUAUUCAGUCUACCGAAACAGAUCAAAUUGUCCCGGACACAGUUACGGCACGACUGAUGACGUUUGUGCAAUGCCCGAACACCGUGUGUCCAAGUGCUCAGGAGACCUCAGAAGAGACGCGACAACACACUCCAAUUUGA
Echinostoma caproni is the source of this 1818-nucleotide messenger RNA. The record is from the annotation of a GenBank genome assembly. NCBI's taxonomy places the organism in Eukaryota, Metazoa, Platyhelminthes, Trematoda, Plagiorchiida, Echinostomatidae.